AUGUCAUCCUCUUUAGCCCUUCACGCUUUUACCCAUCCCCACCCCUGGGACCCGUCUGCUAUCCGCCUCUCACCCACUCCCUCACUCAUCUCUGCUCAAGCUUCAAUAACACAUCAGCUCUACAUCUUGGAUUGCCGCGGCCAUGACGCGCGUGAAAUGCAAAGAACAUUGAACUAUAUUACAGCCGAGCUGCGGAUACGAGAAGUUGAAAAUCUUGCUUUGGCAGAAGCUAACCGCAAGGACGCAAGUGAAGAGAGCAAUGGGAAUAAUAGAAUCGAUGAAGAGAAGAACAAAGACCUGAGUGAGUUCAAGUCAGGAAGCUGGAUCAAGAAGAAAGAUGGAGGUGCGAGGAUGAGGGAGAUGGAAGACGAAGAUAAGCGCUGGGAAAAGGAGAGUGGUGGUAAUCCUCGAUGGGGUGAGGGUAGGACGGCACAUCUGUACGGCAAGUAG
Alternaria postmessia is the source of this 450-nucleotide messenger RNA. RefSeq lists its product as uncharacterized. The coding region runs from base 1 to 450 and encodes 149 amino acids. Lineage: Eukaryota; Fungi; Ascomycota; Dothideomycetes; Pleosporales; Pleosporaceae. The transcript has a single exon. The record is from RefSeq and is a predicted model, not a curated record.